This is a messenger RNA of Erinaceus europaeus (western European hedgehog), 3336 nucleotides long. RefSeq names its product solute carrier family 26 member 3 (gene SLC26A3). The record is from RefSeq and is a predicted model, not a curated record. Gene Ontology annotation, biological process: transmembrane transport. Gene Ontology annotation, cellular component: membrane. Bases 69 to 2336 code for a protein of 755 amino acids. Lineage: Eukaryota; Metazoa; Chordata; Mammalia; Eulipotyphla; Erinaceidae. The transcript has 20 exons. Gene Ontology annotation, molecular function: chloride transmembrane transporter activity; secondary active sulfate transmembrane transporter activity; bicarbonate transmembrane transporter activity.
GAAAGAAGAAAGGUUUACUACUCAGUUCCAAAGGUCUUCCAUUUGGCAGAGCAGCCAAAAAAAGCAAAAUGAUUGAACCCAUUGGGAAUCAGUACAUUGUGGCCAGGCCAGUGUAUUCUGCAAAUACUUUUGGGGAAGAACACACGAAGAAAUACAGACAUCAUAAGACCUUUCUGGAUCAUCUCAAAGAGGGCUGUAGCUGCUCCACACAAAAGGCAAAGAGAAUUGCUCUUUCUCUAUUUCCCAUUGCAUCUUGGUUACCAGCUUAUCGGGUAAAGGAAUGGUUGCUCAGUGACAUCGUUUCUGGAAUUAGCACUGGACUGGUGGCUGUAUUGCAAGGCUUAGCAUUUGCCCUGCUGGUCAACAUCCCGCCAAGCUAUGGACUGUAUGCAGCCUUUUUCCCAGUAAUCACCUACUUCUUCUUGGGCACUUCUAGACACAUAUCUGUAGGUCCAUUUCCAGUUCUGAGCAUGAUGGUGGGAGCAGUGGUUACAAGAUUAGUCCCAACUGCAUCAAACUUGUCUAAUAGCUCAAUAGUUAAUGAAACUUUUAUAAAUGAACAAAAGCUAAUGGUGGCUACAUCACUCACAGUCCUUACUGGAAUCAUCCAGUUGGCGAUGGGAGUGCUACAGAUCGGAUUUGUGGUCAUAUAUCUCUCUGAGUCCUUAAUCAGUGGCUUCACUACAGCUGCUGCUGUUCAUGUUUUGGUUUCCCAACUCAAAUUUAUGCUCCAGCUCUCAGUCCCUUCAUAUUCUGAUCCAUUUUCACUUUUCAAAGUACUGAAUUCCGUAUUCACACAAAUAAAGGAUACUAAUACCGCAGACCUUGUAACAUCCUUGAUUAUCCUAUUGGUUGUAUUUGUGGUUAAAGAAAUAAAUCAGCGCUACAAAGCCAAACUUCCAGUGCCCAUCCCAAUUGAACUGUUAAUGACAGUGAUCGCGACAGGUGUAUCCUAUGGCUUUGACUUCAAAAACAGGUUUGAUGUGGCUGUGGUUGGAGACAUGCCAAAUGGAUUUCAGCCUCCUAUCACACCUGACAUAAAGAUUUUCCAAGAGACCAUUGGAGAUUGCUUUGGCAUUGCAAUUGUUGGUUUUGCAGUGGCUUUUUCAGUCGCCAGUGUCUAUUCCCUCAAAUAUGAUUAUCCAAUUGAUGGCAACCAGGAAUUAAUAGCCUUGGGAGUGGGUAACAUAUUCACUGGAUCAUUCAGAGGAUUUGCUGGCAGUACUGCCCUCUCCAGAUCUGGGGUUCAAGAGAGUACAGGAGGCAAAACUCAGGUUGCUGGACUUCUUUCUUCUUUCAUUGUGCUGAUUGUCAUUGUAGCCAUUGGAUUUCUUUUGGAGCCACUGCAAAAGUCUGUCCUGGCAGCUUUAGCACUUGGAAACUUAAAGGGAAUGCUAAUGCAGUUCACUGAAAUCCGAAGAUUGUGGCGAAAGGAUAAGUAUGAUUGUCUAAUCUGGGUCAUGACCUUCAUCUUUGCCAUUGUUCUGGGACUUGGUUUGGGCCUGGCAGCUAGUGUGGCCUUUCAGCUUCUGACCAUCGUGUUUAGGACCCAGUUUCCAAAAUGCAGCACACUGGCUAAUAUUGGACGGAGUAACAUCUACAAGAAUAAAAAAGAUUACUUUGAUACAUAUGAGCCAGAAGGAGUGAAAAUUUUCAGAUGUCCAUCUCCAAUCUACUUUGCAAACAUUAAUUUCUUUAAGCAGAAACUUAUUGAUGCUGUUGGGUUUAGUCCACUUAGAAUUCUACGCAAGCGCAACAAAGCUUUAAAGAAAAUCCGAAAACUGCAGAAAAAUGGCUUGCUACAGGUGACACCUAAAGGUUUUAUAUGUACCAAUGAUGGCUUCAAAGAUUCUGAUGAAGAGCUAGACAACAAUCAGAUAGAAGAGUUGGAUCAACCAAUUAAUACUACUGACCUACCCUUCCAGAUAGACUGGAACACUGACCUUCCUCUCAGCAUUGAAGUCCCUAAAAUCAAUCUUCAUAGUCUUAUUCUUGACUUUUCAGCUGUAUCAUUUCUUGAUGUCUCUUCAAUGAGGGGUCUUAAAACGAUUUUGCAAGAAUUUAUCAGGAUCAAAAUAGAUGUGUAUAUCGUUGGCACUGAUGAUGAUUUCAUUGAGAAGCUUUCAAGGUGUGAAUUUUUUGAUGAUGAAGUCAAGGACUCAAUAUUUUUCCUGACAAUCCAUGAUGCUGUUCUGAAUAUUUUGAUGAAGAAGGACUACAGUAGUUCAAAGUUUAAUUACAGUCAGGAAAAAGAAAAAAGUUUGGGCUUUACCAUAAAUACAAAUGGCGGAUUACGCAAUCGAGACCAUCAGGUGCCAGCUGAAACAAAAUUUUAAUUAAAAUAUAAUUCAGAGGGAUACUCAUCUGACUGUCAUAUGAAGAACAACUUUAUACCCAGAAAGUUAUUGAUAAGUUCAUACAUUGUAUGAAGAGUAUUUUUAUUUGACAGAAUUAUGUUUCAAACUUGGAACGAGAUUGUUCUAGCAUGGUAUAUUUUUCACAUUUCUUGUAUCAAAUUAUGUAAAUAUUCCUAAUUUUAUGCCCUGUAGAUUUAUCAAAAGAACAAAUUUUUGUAUAUAUGUAUUUUUAUAGUAUGACAUAUUUCCAUCCAAGUCAUUACUUUUGUGCAUGUUUUGCAAUAUAUUUACGCCUCUGUUUUAGAUCCUAUAAUUUAUAUAUUUCCUACUAAUAUAUCUCUAUUUUAAAAAUUCAAUUGUGGGGGUCUGGUGGUAGUGCAGAGGGUUAAGUGCACUUGGCACAAAGCUCAAAGACCGGUGUAAGAACCCCAGUUCGAGCCCCGGGCUCCUCACCUGCAGAAGAGUUGCUUCACAGGUAGUAAAGCAGGUCUGCAGGUGUCUGUCUCUCCCCCUCUCUGUCUUCCCCUCCUCUCUCCAUUUCUCUCUGUCCUAUCCAACAAUGACGAACGACAUCAACGACAGCAAUAAUAACCACAACAAGGCUACAACAACAGGGGGGAAAAUGGCCUCCAGUAGCAGUGGAUUUAUGGUGCAGGCACUGAGCCCCAGCAAUAAUCCUGGAGGCAAAAAAAAUUAAUUCAAUUGUGAAGUGAAUGUCUUCUUUUGUUAAGUUUCUUGUUAUCUUUCUGAACACUAUUUAUUGUGGGUUCCUUUUUACAGUGGUCUGGUUGGAAACAAGCUACACAACUGUUCUUAACAACUCCUCAACACUGCCUAUGUAUUCCACAGAUUUAUGACUGUCACAAUAACCAUAAAAUCAAAUUAUCGCUGUAAUUACAAAAUUAUAGUCAGCUAAAUUGCUCUAAUAGCUUUUUAAAGCACCCACUCCUAUCCAAAAUUUAGAGAUAAUCCUAAUCCC